UCGACCAGCUUUCCCUAAAGUUCAAGAUUGUAUCUUUUACUCCAUUUACACGCCCAAAUCAGAGAAAAGAAGUAGAAAAUUUUCAAAUUUCCUUAGAACUGAAUCCUAAAUUUCAUGGAGAACGUUGGGUUAAAUUCAUCUGAACAAAUCCCUGAAGAAAUAUUAAUUCCAGACCCCCACCUUUCUGGGGUGUUCUUCGAAAAACCUAUAAAUCAAGAAUCUGAAAGAGUUUCAGCCAUGGAUGAGGACCAAACCCGAGAACCUUUAGCUGAUUCGAUGGUUUGCGAUAUGGGUUCUAGACUAGUCCCAAAAGGGUUCACAAAACCCAACUGUACAGAGGAAAUCGUGCUUUUCAUUAAUUCUGGUGCCCAGGCGUCAGUUGAAAUAGAUUCCAGUAUGAAGUUUCUGGCUGAUGACUAUUUCCAAGGGGGAAACAUAUUUCAGACAGAGGAAUACAUCACUGAGGGUGGUGACUGCCCAUUCAUCUAUCGAUCAGCACGACUAGGAAACUGUAGUUAUGUGAUUGAUAAUCUUCCUCCUGGAGAUUACUGUAUUGAUCUUCACUUUGUGGAGAUUAUAAACGUCUUUGGUCCUAAAGGAAUGAGAACAUUUAAUGUGUUCAUGCAAGAGGAGAAGGUUCUAUCUGAUUUUGAUGUCUUUUCAAUUGUUGGCGCCAAUAAGCCCUUGCAAUUAGUUGAUGCUAGAGUUUCUAUUAAGGAAGAGGGGCCCCUGAUAAUUAGGUUUGAAGGGAUCAGUGGAAGCCCAGUGGUUAGCGGGAUUUGCAUACGGAAAGCAUCUAAUUCAGGUCCCAGACUGAGAAGGGAGCAUCUUAUAUGUAAUAACUGUUCUUCUGAGAUAGAAGUCACAUCAGCUCAGAAAAAAGAGCUGCGCUUCCAAUCAACCGCAAAAUAUGAGAAGAAGAUACAAGAGCUGACUGAGUCAUUGCAGCGCAAGACAGAUGAAUGUUAUCAAUCAUGGAUGUCCUGGACAUCCGCUAAUGAGCUGCUGGAGAACAUUAGGAUGGAACUUGACAAUAAAUCUUACCAGACUUAUUCCCUUGAUCAAACUUUACAGAAGCAAGCUGAGAAGCUGAAUGGUAUUUCAAGCACAUAUGAGAACAAGAAAAAGUUCUGGGUUGCAGCAAUAAGUGAUUUGGACAAAAAAGUUCAGAGGAUGAAACAAGAGCAUAUUCAACUUUCUCGGGAAGCACAUGAGUGUGUCGAUUCAAUCCCUGAGUUGAAUAAGAUGGUCUUUGCAGUUCAGACUCUUGUUGAGCAGUGUGAGGAUCUUAAAGUGAAGUACAAUGAAGAGCAAGUGAAGAGAAGGAAGCUAUUUAAUCAAGUGCAGGAGGCAAAAGGAAAUAUCAGGGUAUUCUGUCGAUGUCGUCCAUUAAGCAAGUCUGAGGCUUUAGCUGGCUGUUCAAUCGUUGUAGACUUUGAUGCAGCCAAAGAUGGUGAACUUGGAAUUCUGAAUGCUGGCUCAAUGAAGAAAACCUUCAAAUUUGACCGUGUCUACACUCCAAAAGAUGAUCAAGUUGAUGUCUUUGCUGAUGCUUCGCCUAUGGUUACUUCAGUAUUAGAUGGAUACAAUGUUUGUAUCUUUGCUUAUGGGCAAACAGGAACGGGCAAGACAUUUACAAUGGAGGGCACUGUAGAAAAAAGGGGUGUCAACUAUAGGACCUUAGAAGAAUUGUUCAAAAUUGCCAAGGAGAGGAGUGAGAAUUUUACUUAUAAGAUAUCAGUUAGUGUGCUUGAAGUCUACAAUGAGCAAAUUAGAGACCUUUUGGAUGCAUCAUCUGCAUCAAAAAAAUUGGAGAUUAAACAAGCAUCUGAAGGCUUCCAUCAUAUACCUGGGAUAGUGGAAGCAGAAGUUGAAAAUAUAAAGGAAGUUUGGGAUGUGCUGCAGGCUGGAAGCAGUGCAAGAGCAGUUGGAUCCAACAACGUGAAUGAGCAUAGUAGUCGUUCUCACUGCAUGCUUUGUGUAAUGGUAAGAGCUAAGAACAUGAUUAAUGGAGAGUGUACCAAGAGCAAGCUCUGGCUUGUGGAUUUGGCUGGCAGUGAGAGGCUGGCAAAGACUGAUGUGCAUGGUGAUAGGCUCAAGGAAGCUCAAAACAUCAAUAGAUCUCUUUCAGCUCUUGGAGAUGUUAUAUCUGCUUUAGCAAAUAAAAGCACCCACAUUCCUUACAGGAACUCGAAGCUAACACAUUUACUCCAAGAUUCAUUAGGUGGUGAUUCCAAGACACUGAUGUUUGUACAAAUAAGUCCUUCAGAGAAGGACUUGAGCGAAACUCUAAGUUCAUUAAACUUUGCAACCCGAGUUAGAGGAAUUGAGCUGGGUCCUGCAAGAAAGCAAAUUGAUACUAGUGAGCUCCAGAAAAUGAAAUUGAUGCUUGAGAAAGCAAAACAAGAAUCUAGAUCUAAAGAUGAAUCGAUCAGGAAGCUAGAUGAGAGCUUACAGAGCAUAGAAAAUAAGGCCAGAGGGAAGGAUGCUAUUUUGAAAAGCCUGCAGGACAAGAUCAAAGAAUUGGAAAAUCUGCUAGAGUCAAUAACAUCAUCACGCCUACAGUCAGAAAAACAAGUUUCGAAUCUUUCAGAGAGAUUGAAGGGGAGAGACGAAACAUGUGCUAGUCUUCAAGAGAAGGUCAUAGAGCUAGAGAAAAAUCUAAGAAAGGAAGGGCAGCUUGAAUCUGCAUCGUAUGAGAAGAAGGUAAAGGAUCUUGAAAUCAAGCUGAAGGAACAAGUUAAGGAGUCGGAGUCGCACUCUAUCAUCCUUCAACAAAAGGUUAAGGAGCUUGAGAGAAGAUUAAUUGAAGAGCAGGAACAUAACUCUGAGGCUACUUCACUUCGUCAGAAGAUUAAAGAACUCGAAGACAAGAUCAGAGAGCAAGAACAACAGUUGGCAUGCGCCACAGUUUCUGACUCGGCUAUUGAUUCAACACGAUCCACCCCUCUUGAAGGAAAGCAUUCAGUCAGAGAUGAGCUAAUGAAUGAUUGUGAACGUCGUAUUUUAAGGAGUUCGAAUUCAUUAAGCCGCCAUUCGAGUCAAGGUCCUACUUCCCAGAAGGAUACCUCGCUCCACACUGCUAGAAGGAAGCGCUUAUCAAGAAAUGGAGAGACAGAGAACAAUGCUGCCAUAUCAAGUGAUAACAAAGGCAGGCAAUCUGACCCCCCUAAACCAUUUCCUAGAAUUUCAAGAGCAACAGCCAAGCCGGUGAUCACUGCCCAGAGGCCAACCCUUCAUGGCAAAACAAGCAGGGAUCCAGUUCAGGGAAUAAAAGAGCGGGAAAACAAGAAAAGGAUUUGGUCAAGAUAAUGCAGGUUAAUCAAAAGAAGCCACUCAGUUUUAGGAACGGCAACCAUUACAGAUAGUGUAUAUUUUACACUUAACUCGUAUUCUGAUCUGAAUACCAUCUGUUGUAUCUUUGACAAAAUUGAGUCCAAACCCGCUAUGAUAAAG
Messenger RNA from Coffea eugenioides, 3456 nucleotides. RefSeq names its product kinesin-like protein KIN-14R. Gene Ontology annotation, molecular function: microtubule binding; ATP binding; microtubule motor activity. The record is from RefSeq and is a predicted model, not a curated record. NCBI's taxonomy places the organism in Eukaryota, Viridiplantae, Streptophyta, Magnoliopsida, Gentianales, Rubiaceae. Gene Ontology annotation, biological process: microtubule-based movement. The transcript is spliced from 19 exons. The coding region runs from base 115 to 3312 and encodes 1065 amino acids.